AUGAUGAGCGCCUCUCAUUACUGCGCAUGUGCGGAAUCGUGACCGCGCACUUAUGUGAGACGUUUGAAAGUUGUCGCCGGUAAUUAACACACAGGUAACGAAAUCAUGGAGCUCAAUGAUGGAAACCUUCGAAGUUUGACAGAAUAUCUGCAGAAAACACUAAGCCCUGACCCAGCUGUGAGACGCCCAGCUGAGAAAUCUCUGGAAUCGGUUGAAGGAAACCAGAACUACCCCAUUUUACUGCUCACUGUACUCGAGAAGUCCCAAGAGGACGUCAUCCGUGUUUGUUCAGCCGUCACAUUUAAGAAUUACAUUAAGAGAAACUGGCGUAUAAUUGAAGAUGAACCGAACAAAAUAUCCGACGCUGAUCGAACCGCUAUCAAAGCCAACAUUGUGAAUUUGAUGCUGACCAGCCCAGAGCAAAUACAAAAACAGCUUAGUGAUGCCAUCAGCAUCAUCGGCCGGGAGGACUUCCCUCUGAAAUGGCCUGAUCUCCUGACUGAGAUGGUGACGCGCUUUCAGAGCGGAGACUUCCACAUCAUCAACGGAGUUCUUCGCACUGCACAUUCUCUUUUUAAAAGAUAUCGUCAUGAGUUCAAGUCCAAUGAGCUGUGGUCAGAGAUCAAGCUUGUACUGGACACGUUUGCACAGCCCCUUACUGAACUUUUCAAGGCUACAAUUGAUCUGUGUCAAACUCACGCAACAGAUGUGAACGCCCUGAAAGUGCUCUUCUCUUCACUUAUACUCAUUUCAAAACUCUUCUACAGCCUUAACUUCCAGGACCUGCCAGAGUUCUUUGAGGACAACAUGGAGACGUGGAUGACACACUUUCACAACCUACUGACUUUGGAUAACAAAUUGUUACAAUCAGAUGAUGAAGAGGAGGCUGGUCUGCUGGAGUUGUUGAAAUCUCAAAUCUGUGAUAACGCAGCACUUUACGCCCAAAAAUAUGACGAAGAGUUCCAGCCUUACCUGCCUCGCUUCGUCACGGCUAUCUGGAACCUGCUGGUCACAACUGGCCAAGAGGUCAAAUAUGACCUGCUUGUAAGCAAUGCUAUCCAGUUUUUGGCUUCGGUGUGUGAGCGGCCACAUUAUAAAAAUCUCUUUGAAGACCAGAACAUUCUCACCAGCAUCUGUGAGAAGGUCAUCGUCCCCAACAUGGAGUUCAGAACUGCAGAUGAAGAGGCUUUUGAAGAUAAUUCUGAGGAAUACAUCAUCAGAGACCUUGAAGGCUCAGACAUCGACACGAGGCGUAGAGCAGCUUGUGAUUUGGUGCGAGGCCUUUGCAAGUUUUUCGAGGGCCCGGUGACUAGUAUCUUCUCUGGCUAUGUGAACUCCAUGCUGACGGAGUACGCUAAGAACCCAGGGGUGAAUUGGAAACACAAAGAUGCUGCUAUCUACCUUGUCACAUCCCUGGCCUCCAAAGCACAGACACAAAAGCAUGGAAUAACACAAGCUAACGAGUUGGUGAAUCUGUCCGAAUUUUUCGCAAACCACAUUCUAGUAGAUCUCAAAUCUCCAAACGUGAAUGAGUUUCCAGUGUUGAAAGCAGAUGCGAUCAAGUAUGUCAUGACCUUCAGAAGUCAGCUCCCCAAGGAGCAGUUGUUGGAGGCUGUUCCUCUGCUGGUGUCACAUCUGCAGGCUGAGAGCAUUGUUCAGCACACAUAUGCAGCUCAUGCACUGGAGAGACUCUUCACCAUGAGAGGAGCCAACAACUCCACACUCAUCUCGCCCGCUGAAAUUGCACCGUUCAAAGAGCAGUUACUCAACAAUCUUUUCAAAGCUCUCGCAAUCCCCGGCUCCUCUGAGAACGAGUACAUCAUGAAAGCCAUCAUGAGGAGCUUCUCUCUUCUGCAGGAAGCUAUUGUUUCCUACAUCGCUAACCUGAUUGGCCAACUCACGCACAAGCUCCUCCUUGUCAGCAAGAAUCCCAGUAAGCCACAUUUCAACCAUUACCUGUUCGAGUCACUGUGCCUGUCCAUUAGGAUCACCUGUAAGGCAAAUCCAAACACUGUGAACGACUUUGAAGAGGCUCUGUUCCCCGUAUUUACGGAGAUCCUGCAAAAUGACGUGCAGGAGUUUGUGCCGUAUGUCUUCCAAGUAAUGUCUCUGCUUCUGGAGAUUCACACCGACUCCAUCCCAUCCACUUACAUGGCCCUGUUUCCUCACCUGCUGCAGCCUGUGCUGUGGGAGCGCACAGGGAACAUCCCUCCUCUGGUCCGGCUGCUGCAGGCUUACCUGGAGAAAGGGGCUUCUGCCAUCGCAAGCUCGGCUGCUGAUAAGAUACCUGGUCUUCUUGGAGUGUUCCAGAAACUCAUCGCAUCCAAGGCCAAUGACCACCAAGGGUUUUAUUUGCUCAACAGCAUCGUGGAGCACAUGCCACCUGAUUCCAUCACUCAGUACAGGAAACAGAUCUUCAUUCUGCUCUUCCAAAGACUACAGAGCUCUAAGACGACAAAAUUUGUUAAGAGUUUCCUUGUCUUCAUCAAUCUCUUCAGUGUGAAAUAUGGUGCCAUUGCAUUGCAGGAGGUUUUUGACAGCAUCCAACCCAAGAUGUUUGGCAUGGUCGUGGAGAAGAUAGUGAUUCCAGAGGUGCAGAAGGUCUCUGGACCGGUGGAGAAGAAGAUCUGUGCUGUGGGCAUUAUUAAGGUCCUUACAGAGUGUCCGGCAAUGAUGGACACAGAAUACACCAAACUCUGGACUCCCUUACUGCAGGCUCUGAUUGGUCUGUUUGAGUUACCAGAAGACGAUAGCAUCCCAGAUGAUGAGCACUUCAUAGACAUAGAGGACACACCAGGAUACCAGACCGCUUUCUCCCAACUCGCUUUUGCUGGCAAGAAAGAGCACGACCCUAUUGGAGAUGCUGUCAGCAAUCCGAAAAUCCUUCUCGCCCAGUCACUACACAAGCUUUCCACAGCCUGUCCUGGAAGGGUGCUUUCCAUGUUGAGCACCAGUUUGCCAGCAGAAGCUCUUCAGUAUCUGCAGGGUUACCUUCAGGCUGCUGCCGUACAGCUCGUGUAACCCAAACUCUCUUCCUCUGUUUCCUUCAUGCCUGUUGAGUUUAUCAAGGCUAAGAAGUGGGACCUCUUGACUCUCAAGACACCCAAACUGAUCCAGCCAAUGAGAGAUGAACAGUGGACUCAACAUGACGUGCGCUAGUGGAGAUGUACUGCCCAGUCAAGAAGGGAUUUUAGAGGAUUGUUUAUUUUUAAUGGCUUUUGUGUGAAGUAACCAAUCCGAAAAGUCAAUAUGAGUUUGAUGGUUUGGGCCUCAUCAUCUCACUUGGGUGGGCCAUGUUGAUGCUUUUCCUUUGAAUUAACCAGUCCAUACAUCACAUUCUCAUGUUUAGUUUGGCAUUUUACCAAACAUACAUUUGACAGUAUUUGAAAUACGUCAACUUGUACACAAGUUUGACAAGCACUUGGGAGUUGGCAGACAGUUGGUGGUAUCUUUGAAAUCGAUGGGAAAAUUGUUUGUUGUUUUUCCUGUAGUUUUUGAGGCGUUUUAACUGUAAACAGCUUUGCAAUUGCAGAAAAAAUGAAAAAAAUGUAAUAUCAUUUACCAUGUUUGGGCUUCAUGUCUUAGUUUUGCUGCUCUGUCUCAUUGUUAAUAAAGUGAAGCACUUGUUUAAA
This is a messenger RNA of Triplophysa dalaica, 3632 nucleotides long. It is a transcript of the gene cse1l, whose product is annotated as CSE1 chromosome segregation 1-like (yeast). Bases 106 to 3021 code for a protein of 971 amino acids. Gene Ontology annotation, molecular function: small GTPase binding; nuclear export signal receptor activity. Lineage: Eukaryota; Metazoa; Chordata; Actinopteri; Cypriniformes; Nemacheilidae. Gene Ontology annotation, cellular component: cytosol; nuclear envelope. Gene Ontology annotation, biological process: protein import into nucleus; protein export from nucleus. The transcript has 25 exons. The record is from RefSeq and is a predicted model, not a curated record.